Molecule: messenger RNA, 1407 nt
Organism: Peromyscus californicus insignis
Lineage: Eukaryota; Metazoa; Chordata; Mammalia; Rodentia; Cricetidae
Gene: Enkd1
Product: enkurin domain containing 1
Exons: 8
Coding region: 161-1201 (346 amino acids)
Cellular component (GO): cytoplasmic microtubule
Source: RefSeq, a predicted model, not a curated record
UAAAACUUAAAAUAGCUCGUCUGGAACUACAAACCCCAGAAGGCUUUUCGCCGAAGUCAUUUGACCCCUGACCUCAGGAAGCCAUUUGUUGCCAAGCAACAGCAACUCCUACCGGCUUGCAACAGUUGGCGGUAAAACUGCUCUAGGCGGCGAUAGGAUCAUGUGCGAGGGCCCGUCCCGCAUCUCUGGACCCAUCCCCCCAGACCCUACACUCUGCCCGGACUACUACCGGCGGCCGGCCUCGGCCCAAGGGCGCCUGGAAGGAAACGCGCUGAAGCUGGACCUGCUGACUUCAGGUCGCGACCUGGACUCCAGUCCUCCUCGUGGUCCCCGCAUCAGGCCUGGAGCCCGAGAGAUCCUAGAGCGUGGCCAGCGAGGCGUGGGGGACGUGCUGCUGCAACUGGGGGGCAUCUCCCUUGGUUCAGGGGUCUCUCCUAAGAGGAAGGAUCCAAAAUACCAUGAGAAGGAAAACCUGAGGCGGAUCAGAGAGAUUCAGAGGCGCUUCCAAGAUCAAGAACGCAGCCGGGAGCAGAGCCAGCCUAAGCCCUUGAAGGCACUGUGGCGCUCACCCAAGUAUGACAAUGUGGAGUCUCGAGUCAAGGCCAGGAUGAAGGAGCCUGGCCCUGCCUCUGUGACAGAGCCUGCCCACUUCCUUCGGGCACACUCCCGCUGUGGCCCUGGGCUCCCACCAUCCCGUGUCUCCAGUCCUCAGCUCAUCCUGCCAGGUCCCAAAGCUAAGGGGCCAGGCCUAGGUGUGGAUUUCAUUAGUCACAAUGCCCGAGCUGCCAAGAGAGCCCCCAGGCGCCGUUCCCGCUCACUGCAGGUCCUCGCACAAGUUCUGGAACAACAGCAACAAGCCCAGGAGCACUACAAUGCCACACAGAAAGGCCACGUGCCCCAGUACUUGUUGGAGCGCAGAGAUCUGUGGCGGAGGGAGGCUGAAGCCCGCCAGCACAGCCAGCCAGACCCUGCCAUGCCCCCUGGCCACGUACUCAUGCCUGAGAAUCAGAGGCUAGAGACACUGAACAAUCUGCUCCAGAGCCAGAGCAAGCUGCUACGUGAGCUGGUACUGCUACCUGCUGGGGCAGACUCUCUGAGAGCGCAGGGCCACCGUGCUGAACUGGACCGGAAGUUGGUGCAAAUAGAAGAGGCUGUCAAGAUCUUUUCCCGACCCAAAGUCUUUGUGAAGAUGGAUACCUAAGCCCUGCCUUUGUGGGUAGAGUGACAGGGAGAUCCAUGCUGAGGAUCACCACAUGGCUACAAAGGGCAAACUCAAGCCCUGUCAUAGUUCCAAAGACAAGGGCAUUGGGGUGGGCAGUUUCUCUAAAGUACUUCCUAGUCACCAGUAGCUGCAGAAGGGCCACCCAGCCUUCCAACACCUAUGUCAAAUUAAACGUUUUGUAUACA